UGUUGUAUGUGUGUGCAUAUAUAUGUGGUUGGGUUAGUUGUGUAUGUAUUCCCCACCCCUGUUUUCGUUCUGAAACUAACGCCCUCUGCCCGUCUGGUCAGUGGUCUGUGUACAUAAUAAAUAUCCUAUCACGCCACUUCGACAUUUUUAUGGUCAAGGAAAACGAGGACAGGCUCUGCCCUUCAAUCAUUUUCCUCCGUUUAACUGUUUAAGUCAAAGUAGCAGCUCUGAAGUAGAAAACUACAAUAACAGAUUCACCUCUGAACGGCGUUACAAAUGGCGUUCCCACUUGGUUCUUUUAAGGUAGAGGACGAUGAAACUGUUCCAUAUGGAUUCGCGAUUUGUGUGUUUGUUUACACUUGUGUUCUUGUGAUACUGGUGAUGGUGGCCGCAUUGGUGCUGAAAUUGAUUGGCUACUUGGAUUGUGAGGGAGGAGGAGGUUCGACGGAGAGUAGCCGGCUGCUGCCAAAGGCGGCGAUUCCGAUUCUUUAUGGAGCUUGCGGGGAAGAAGAUGAAGAGUCCAGCAACUGCAGCCGGAGCAAUUCGUCGGGGGAAGGCGGCGAGGAGUUUUACAGCAGAAAGAUAUGUGCCAUUUGCUAUGAUCAUAACCGGUGCUGUUUUUUUGUCCCGUGCGGUCACUUUGCUUCUUGUUAUGAAUGUUCCAAAAGGAUUAGUGAAGGGGAAGCCAAGACAUGUCCAUUUUGUAGAACAGAUAUUCACAUGAUAAGAAGGCUGUUCAGUCUGUAAACCCAACCUGAGUUGAUGUCCAUAAUAUUAUUAAGGGACAUCACUCACAUCAGCGCAUGCUGUUUGAUUUGUACAUUCUGCACACUACUUUCUGGGGCAAUUUUCUGGUACUGAGCUGAAUUUGUAAUCUCAAUUUAUAGGCAAAUGUAGUUCUCUAAACUGUAACAUCUGUUCUCGAACAAAAUCGCUCCAAUCGAGCUUUGAUAUGUUCAAAGAUAAUGCAAAGAAAAAC
This is a messenger RNA of Cuscuta epithymum, 979 nucleotides long. The record is from the annotation of a GenBank genome assembly. NCBI's taxonomy places the organism in Eukaryota, Viridiplantae, Streptophyta, Magnoliopsida, Solanales, Convolvulaceae.